Paramecium octaurelia is the source of this 1268-nucleotide messenger RNA. NCBI's taxonomy places the organism in Eukaryota, Ciliophora, Oligohymenophorea, Peniculida, Parameciidae. The record is from the annotation of a GenBank genome assembly.
AUGGGUAAUUGUUGUCCAAAGGGCGAUGUACAUUCGGAGAGAAGCUCUGUUGCCAACACUUUAGUAGAGGAAGUGGAAUAGGCCAAGAUGAAAGUCACCCAACCUAUGCAAACUAGCCAAAAUUUAGCUUCAAGUAGCAACGUAUUGGCAGUACAAAAACCGAAAGUUUAAGUUAAUAGAGAUGACUUUGUUAAAAUCGAUAUUUUGGGAAGUGUAAUAAACAAUUAUUAUAACAAAGGGAGCCUUUGGAGUGGUUUUUAAGGUGAGAUAGAAAAGGACAAAUAAAAUAUAUGCUAUGAAAUAGAUAGAGAAAGAGAAAAUAUUCAAAAACAAGUUACAGAGUAAUACUGUUUUAGAAAGAAAUGUUUUAAAGUAAAGUAAGCACCCUUUUAUUGUCCGUUUAAAAUAUGCAUUUCAAACAAAUUUACAUAUUUAUUUUGUGAUGGAAUACAUUGCAGGAGGAGAAUUCUACAAGAUUCUGAGUCAGGUGAAGACAGGGUUGCCAGAAAAUGUAGUAAAAUUUUUGGCUGCAGAGGUAGUGUUGGCUCUUGAAUACUUGAAUACAAAAUUAAAAGUGAUAUAUAGAGAUUUAAAACCAGAGAAUUUGUUACUAACAACAACUGGACAUGUUAAAUUGACAGAUUUUGGAUUGGCAACGAUGAGAAGAGAAAAUGGAGAGAAAUCAUACACUGUAAUAAAUAAAUAUUAAUAAUAAUAUAGGUUGCUGGGACUGCAGAAUAUCUUGCACCAGAAAUAGUCAACAAGUCAGGGCAUUCAUAUGAAGUGGAUAUCUGGACAUUUGGAAUAUUGAUUUAUGAGAUGAUAAAUGGUUUCACACCUUUUCGGGAUUCAAAUAAUGACUUCAAGAUUAUUUCUCAAAACAUUAUAGAAAAUCAACCUGUGUAUCCUUAAAAGAUGUCCUCUCAAAGUGUAGAUUUGAUUAAACAGAUCUUGCAGACUAAUCCAUCAGAGAGAUUAGGAGUGAAGGUAAAGAAGCUAAUAUUCAUAAAUAGGGAGAUGGAUAUGCUGAAUUAAAACGACAUGCAUUUUUUAAUGGUAUCAUUUGGGAUCAAUUGUAAAAUUUGAAAGUGACAUCUCCUCUGAAAACAUUUGCUGAAAGAAAUGCUCAGAAAAUAAAUAAAUAACCCUAGAAUUUUAAAAAUACUCCUUGUAAUCCAUAGAGUCCCAAACAAAAAAUUGAUGAUAUCUCUUUUGAAGAAGAAGGUGGUACCUUAUCUUCAUAUUUUUGAAAUUAUUAUUCAAUAAAU